UUGAUACACUUAACCGGUCGUCAGGGGAUAAAAUGCCCACCCGUCCUACGCCGCUGUAGUGAAAUGAGAGUGGGCCAGGUAGGCUGCUGCCCGGUGUAGCGCCCGUGGUUCUCCGGUGCUGAAGAUUCUCCCGUCCGCCUGCACCAUCUGUAGCAAGGUGUCAUCGAUUCGCUGUCAGUUCAUUUCGUUCUCCAUCGUCUUCCAUCGCGAAUAGUUCAUGUUUUUCCUCUUUAGCUAGUCGCUUGCUAAACUAGUCACCAGCCAGAAUGGACAAGGAAGCCGAUAGCGCAGACCCUGCGUCGGCCGACUCCGGCCCCUCGCGGAAGCGCAGGGUGCACGGCAUGCUGAAGCUUUACUACGGACUCAACGAGGAAGGAAAGGCCGCGGACCAGCCGGAGUCUCUGGAUCCCUGCGAUAUCAACGGGCCGCACUUUGACCCUGAGAUGUAUCUGAACAAGCUCAGAAGAGAAUGUUCUCUCGGAGAGUUGAUGGACCAGGAGAGCUGCAUGGUCAAGCAGAUUCGCUCCCUGGACAGUGAUAUGCAGACACUGGUGUAUGAGAACUACAACAAGUUUAUAUCUGCUACAGACACUAUAAGGAAGAUGAAAAAUGAUUUCAAGAAGAUGGAAGAUGAAAUGGAUUGCCUCUCUGCUAACAUGGCGGCUAUCACAGAGUUCAGUGCUUGCAUUAGUGGCACUCUUCAAGACCAGCACACACAGAUAACAAAGCUCUCAGGUGUCCACACACUCCUGCGGAAGCUGCAGUUUCUCUUUGAACUGCCUGCAAGGCUGAAUAAGUGUCUAGAGCUGCAGGCCUAUGCCCAGGCAGUGUGUUCCUACCGCCGUGCUCGCUGCGUACUGCAGCAGUACAGCCACUUGCCCUCCUUCAAAGGCAUCCAGGAUGACUGCCAUGCCAUCAUGGACAAGCUGGCACAGGAGCUACGAAUGAAGUUCAGGGAUGGUGGGUCAAGUGCCAAAGAUUUAUCGGAGUGUGUGGAGUUACUGCUACAGUUAGAUGAACCAGCAGAGGAGCUCUGUGAUAAAUUUUUGAGCCAUGCCCGAUCCCGACUAGAGGCAGAUCUCCAUGGUCUGGAAGCAGAGAUAACACCGCAUCUGUCGGCAGUGACUGAUGGCUCCAGUGGUUCUGCUCGCAGGCUAUCUUCUUUGGCAGUCACUGGAUCGCCCACUGACAGUUCCCCCAAAAGCAGCGUUCUUCUCUCUCCCAGCUCAAAGACUGAUAUACUGGAAUUCAUUGACAGGGGUUGUAAUGAAUUUGUCAGCAGCUUAUGCUUGGUAAUUACCUCUUAUCAAGAACUUUUUGUGAAUCGCUCUCAGACUGGAGAGCUGGCAUCCAAAAAUAUCCCACAGAUGGCAAAUGGCAAACUGCAGGCCUUUGUUGAUGAUCUGGCAGCUCGGUAUUUCUCACUAGUCGAACGGCGGAUACAGGAGGAGAAAGGGGUGGGGGACAACUCUCUCCUUGUCCGGGCCUUAGACCGGUUCCACCGCAGGCUUCAAGCUGUGGCAAAAUUGCUGCCAGGUUCUUCUGUACCGAGCCAGGGGACGGAAAUAGUGAUGCGAGCAGCCAAUGAGCGAGUCAAGCAGUACCUGUCAGCCCUCCAGAGCUUCUACUUGGACAGCCUGACGGAUGUGAGACAGGCCCUGGCAGCUCCUCGGCUCACCGUGGCGAGUGCUUCAGGGAGUGCGACUGGGGCUCAUCAUGGGGGGCCAAGCUCCGGGAGAGACGCUCCCACCAGCCUUCCAGAGCUGCUCUACUCUCUGUCAACCUCUGUUGUCAAUCAGAUUAAGUCAGUGCUGGCAUCAGUGCACCUCUUCACAGCUAAGGACAUUACAUUCUCCAACAAGCCUUACUUCAAGGGUGAAUUCUGCAGCCAGGGUGUUCGUGAAAGUCUGGUGGUGAACUUUAUCAAGUUCGUGUGCCAGUCUUCUCGGCAGUUUUGUGAGAGUGCAGGGGACAAGGGAGGUUCAACGCCCCCAGCACUGCUAUUGCUGCUGUCCCGGCUCUGCCUGGACUAUGAAACGUCCACUAUCUCUUACAUUCUGACGCUCACAGAUGAACAGUUUCUUGUGCAGCACCACAGUCCUGUAACAGCAGUCACGACAUUAUGUGCGGAGGCGAGGGAAGCAGCCCAGAAACUUCUGAAUCAUUAUGUGAAGGUUCAGGGCCUUAUCAUUUCCCAGAUGCUGAGGAAGAGUGUGGAAACACGAGACUGGGUAAACACAAUCGAGCCUCGAAAUGUCCGGGCUGUGAUGAAACGAGUAGUGGAGGACACUACUUCAAUUGAUGUACAGGUGGGUCUGUUAUAUGAGGAAGGUGUGAGGAAAGCACACAGUAGUGACUCCAGCAAAAGGACAUUUUCUGUCUACAGUAGCUCCAGGCAGCAGCCCCGCUAUGCCGCUAGCUACACCCCAAGCGCCCCCAUGGAUACUAAUCUACUGAGCAACAUACACAAGCUUUUCUCUGAGAGAAUUGACAUUUUCAGCUCGGUGGAGUUCAACAAGGUCUCUGUGAUGACAGGGAUCAUAAAAAUCAGUUUGAAGACAUUCCUGGAGUGUGUUCGAUUACGCACCUUUGGUCGCUAUGGCCUGCAGCAGAUCCAGGUAGACUGCCAUUACUUGCAGAUGUACCUGUGGCGGUUUGUCUCAGAUGAGAACCUGGUGCAUUUCCUGCUGGAUGAGAUUGUGGGAAGCACUGCACAUCGUUGUUUGGAUCCUGCCCCGAUGGAACAGAGUGUGAUUGAAGUCAUCUGUGAGCGAGGUUAAACCUCAGGGUGGAAGCAAAGUCGGGUUCAUUUGAGACACUAUAUCACAUAACUAUGAAUAUUUGUGUAAUAGUUUACCAAAAACCCAAACCACAUGUAUAUCACAAUACAACGCCUUGUGUGUAGGGACACCAUGGGUUUUAAAGAUGCUGUCAUUCUUUGCUUUAAUGAUUGAUUUGUCUACAGACAUAGGAAACUGGACAGGAACUUACAUUUUACCUCUAUGCUGGGUAUCAUUGAUACUAUAGUGAAUUUCUAUCCACAGACAUGCUCAUGAAUAUUUACAACUUUUUUUUGCUCUGCACCAAGUGACGUGAGCAAAGGCUCAAACUACAUUAGCUUUACUGAAAAGUCCAAAACUUCAUUAACGAUACAUUCCUUUUGCUACGUCAUUUGAGCAUUUUUAAUUUAUUCAUCUGGCAUAAGACAGUACAGGAAGUAGUUCAGAUUAUUUGCAGCAACAACUCGCCUAAAGCUAGAGUCCUGCAGAAAAUGGUGAUCUUGACUUUUAUGUAAUCAAAUGAUACACUAGAACUUUCUCUUUGGCAAUGAUAGGGAGGCUGACAAAGAUUGGUAUCAUGCAAUAUUUGCUUGAACUUAUACAGUUUAGUGAGCAUUCUGUUGUAGUCGGUAGUUAUAAAUAAGUAACUUUAUGCAUGCUCAAUAAUCCAGGUAAGAAAAUCAUAGAAGAACUGAUUCCCUUUUCUGUGAUACAAACAACUAAAUGUACUCAUUCUGAGCGAUCAGGCUGUAACAUUGAUUCAGUUCCUUCUCCAGACAUCUGUAAUACAGGUGUAAAACAUACAGGAAGAAAAGCAACAGUUAGCUGAAGUCUAUCUGCUAUUGUAGACUUGUAAUACAGUUCACACACCGUUCUGUGUAAACAAGGCUUUGUUUUGGGGUAUCAUUUAGUGAAUAGCUAACUUAAUGUGCUGCUUCAUGUCAGCUGAUAAUGCGAACUAACACUUAAUGAAAGCAUUUUCUCUCUGGUGUAUAUUUGUUGCACAAAUUUAAACAUGGUAUGCGUAUAUUAAAGUAUAUGGAU
Molecule: messenger RNA, 3824 nt
Organism: Lampris incognitus (smalleye Pacific opah)
Lineage: Eukaryota; Metazoa; Chordata; Actinopteri; Lampriformes; Lampridae
Gene: vps51
Product: VPS51 subunit of GARP complex
Exons: 11
Coding region: 267-2780 (837 amino acids)
Biological process (GO): Golgi organization; retrograde transport, endosome to Golgi; Golgi vesicle transport
Cellular component (GO): membrane; GARP complex; EARP complex
Source: RefSeq, a predicted model, not a curated record